Messenger RNA from Botrytis fragariae, 276 nucleotides. RefSeq lists its product as uncharacterized. The transcript has 3 exons. Lineage: Eukaryota; Fungi; Ascomycota; Leotiomycetes; Helotiales; Sclerotiniaceae. Bases 1 to 276 code for a protein of 91 amino acids. The record is from RefSeq and is a predicted model, not a curated record.
AUGCCUUCUCCGUCGAAGGCAUUGGACAGGAUCUUUCCCGUCGCACCCAUGGUUCUUGUCGCUGGGCCUCGGCCCCCCCAUGAUUGUUUUUUGUUUGGAGGAGACCCACCUUCGCCGAUGGCUCAUAUGUUCUUGAGAGCCACUUCCCGUGAAGUCGGUGAAUCAUCUUUGCGUGGGUGCACAAAAGCCACAUCGCACUCUGGAGACAAGCAUGAAGCCUCAAUAUGCCGGCAAUCCUUAGGAUACCAUCAGGGUUUGCGGGUUUCCAGAACUUGA